Messenger RNA from Chenopodium quinoa (quinoa), 2084 nucleotides. Its product is annotated as sulfite exporter TauE/SafE family protein 4-like. Gene Ontology annotation, biological process: protein ubiquitination. The record is from RefSeq and is a predicted model, not a curated record. Bases 291 to 1673 code for a protein of 460 amino acids. Lineage: Eukaryota; Viridiplantae; Streptophyta; Magnoliopsida; Caryophyllales; Amaranthaceae. Gene Ontology annotation, cellular component: membrane; Cul4A-RING E3 ubiquitin ligase complex. The transcript is spliced from 12 exons.
AAAAUGUAAAAACAAAAAACAAGAUCCCUUCAUGUCAAAAAUUCCCAUUUUUUUUUUCACUUAGUAAUAAGCAUGUGGGGUACUUCCGACUCAUACCCUUACUCAUCUAUAAAAUCACAUGCUCUUCUCUUCACAAAAUCACAUGCUCUUCUUUAAAUUCUUCAUAUAAUGCUACACUAGUUAACAAAUUGACAGCAACGUAACCUCCAAAACAAAAAUCUCUCAGAAUAUUUAGAGGUAGAACUGAAAUUCUUGGGAUAUUUCUUUCUGUUCUUCAAAUCCAGAAAUAUAUGGCUACAAAAGGGUUGGUUUUGUAUCUAAUAUCAGCCUUUUCUGUGGCAAUUUCUUCUGUAAUUUUCGUCACUCAUUACCAAGGACGACAAUUUCAUCAAAAUUCCAAUCUUUCGUCGCUUAAUUCUGCACUUUCCGACACCCAGAGAGUGUGGCCUGAAUUGGAAUUUGGAUGGAGAAUUGUGGUUGCAACAAUAAUUGGAUUUCUGGGUUCAGCAUUUGGAACCGUUGGUGGGGUUGGUGGUGGUGGCAUUUUUGUUCCAAUGCUUACAUUAAUUGUUGGGUUUGAUACUAAAUCUGCUGCUGCUCUUUCUAAAUGUAUGAUAAUGGCAGCAUCAGCAUCAUCAGUUUGGUACAAUCUAAGAGUACAACACCCAUCAAAGGAUGUCCCAAUUUUGGACUAUGAAUUGGCACUCCUUUUUCAGCCUAUGCUUAUGCUUGGUAUCACUAUUGGAGUUACUUUGAGUGUUGUUUUUCCUUACUGGCUUAUUACAAUUCUCAUCAUAAUUCUCUUCUUAGGCACGUCAUCAAGAUCGUUCUGUAGGGGGAUCAUUAUGUGGAAAGAGGAGACUCUUUUGAAUAAAGAAUUGGCAAAGCAGAGGGAUACUUUUGUUAACUCUCGUGGUGAACUCCUUAUCGACACAGAAUAUGAGCCUUUAUCCCCUAGGGAAGAAAAAUCGCUCAUGCAAACAAUGUCCGCUAAUCUAAAAUGGAAAAGAUUAUUACUGCUGGCUAUUGUAUGGGUUGCUUUUGUGUUCUUUCAAAUCCUUAAGAAUGAUAUUGCAGCCUGUUCCACGUGGUAUUGGGUGCUUACUCUUGUCCAGUUUCCUGUAGCUUUCGGAGUUUUUGGUUAUGAAGCACUUAAAUUAUAUGAAGAAGGGAAGAAAAGGAAGAUAGCUGGUAACACCGAGUCUGUUUGUGAAGCUUCCAUUGAAUUUACACCCAUCACUCUAUCCUUUUGUGCACUUUGUGGUCUUCUUGGAGGCACUGUUGGUGGUCUUCUUGGAUCUGGAGGCGGGUUCAUCCUGGGCCCACUUCUUCUUGAAAUUGGUGUAAUUCCUCAGGUGGCUAGUGCAACAGCAACUUUUGUGAUGCUCUUCUCGUCGUCCUUGUCUGUGGUGGAGUUCUACUUUCUCCAUAGGUUCCCAUUCACAUUUGCCUUGUACCUCAUGUCGGUUUCUCUUAUGGCUGGCUUCUGGGGACAAUAUUUUGUGAGGAAACUAGUUGCUUUCCUUAAGCGAGCUUCCCUCAUUGUCUUCAUCCUCUCCGGUGUUAUUUUUGCCAGUGCUUUGACAAUGGGAGUGAUUGGGAUUGAGAAGAGCAUUCAGAUGAUAAAUAAUCACGAGUUUAUGGGUUUUCUGGAUUUCUGCUCGAAUCAAUGAUUGUGAACGAGAGUUCAUGGCUGUACAAAUUGGAUUAUUUUAAAGUUAAUCUGAACAGAAAUGCAAAAUUGAAUUAUUAUUAAUUAGUUGGCGUGGUUAGUAUGUAAAGCAAUGCGAAAAUGUUGGUCAAUGUCUUGUUGACGAACUACCCGGAUCAUUGCUGUGAAUCAAUAAGGGUAUUCUUUGUUUGAAUUGAGUGACAGCUACUAGUUGACACUAUUAGCAGUCUUUAGUAUAGCUGAAGUUUGAUUGUAAUUAGCUUCUUUUAUUCAUUCUGAAAAUAGUCAUAUUGACUUAUAGUUUAUCACAUCUUUGCAACCCUCAUUUAUACAGAUUUAGAAUUGUACGAUGAUUCAAGUUUUGAUUUAUGUAUACCUAUAAUACUGAGGUUCAAAAAACCCUCAUUACAUA